CUUUGUUUCCUAUUAUUUUUUUCAGACCAUUCAGUUUACAGUUUUGUGGAUAUUGUUCCUGUCGAUUGUACUUGGUAACGGAGCCGUUCUGGUGGCCUUGUCGUUCAAUAAGGCCCGCAAGAACCGAAUGAACUUUUUUAUCAUGCACCUGGCACUAGCAGCAAACGUGGUCGUCACGUACUCGUCUACGUAUGUCCUGGUCGCGCUCAGCAUCGACAGAUACGACGCCAUCACGCACCCGAUGAACUUCUCGAGUAGCUGGCGUCGGGCCAGAGCAUUGAUCGGAUGCGCUUGGAUUUUGAGUUUUGUGUUCGCCGUACCCAGCGUAUUUAUUAACGAAGAAACAAUCAUAGAAGAUACGCCGCGGUCACGUCCACGACGGGUUAACAUUGCUACAACAUUUUGCGUUUUUCAAAACAUUUUCAGGCAAGUCCCGCCAUUCAGAUGGUUGUUGUGUUGCCGGAACGGAACACAAGAGCAACUGAGCUACACGGAAACACUAACAUCGUCUAAUCGACAGGUGAACACGUCUCUGCUGCGGAACGCCACGGUACACGUGCACUCGGUGGUUAGGGCUCCUGUCUURGACCGGAUGGGCAUAUCGACGGAGAAGAACAGCUACGCCGAUUCGCUGCUUUAAGAACGCCGCACGCACUCCACGAUGUACUAUUAUUAUUAUUAUUAUUAUUAUUAACAAUAAUAUAAUGAUAUAUAUAUAUUUAUAUGAGUACAUUAUAAGAACAUAUUAUUAUUAUUAUUGAUAUUCUGUCCCCGUCCCUUUAUGCGAAUGCGUUAUUAUUACAAACUAUACAUUUCUAUAAUUAUUAAAUCAUUAUUACAUUAUGAUUAUUAUUACUACAGUAAUUACUAUUACUACCUAUUAUUAUUAUUAUUAUUAUUAUUACUAUUAUAAGUAUUAAUUUUAACUAUGCGACCUAAAACGUUAAGUAAUAUUCUGUCGACUGACUUCGUCCCUAAAAAUACAAUAUUAUUAUGUGUACAAACCUUUGAUAUAUAUGAUUAUUAUUAUGUAUUCCUUAUUGUUGCUGGAUUCCUAUUU
Diuraphis noxia (Russian wheat aphid) is the source of this 1060-nucleotide messenger RNA. RefSeq names its product Crustacean cardioactive peptide receptor (gene CCAP-R). The record is from RefSeq and is a predicted model, not a curated record. Gene Ontology annotation, molecular function: neuropeptide receptor activity; vasopressin receptor activity. Gene Ontology annotation, cellular component: plasma membrane. Lineage: Eukaryota; Metazoa; Arthropoda; Insecta; Hemiptera; Aphididae. Gene Ontology annotation, biological process: neuropeptide signaling pathway.